GUUGGAAGUACUGGAGCAGGGAAGCAGCUCUGGGAACGAUUUCCUGGCUGCUGGGGGCGGCACUUUUGGAAAAAUCAAGCAGCCCUUAGAACGAGCAGACGAGCACCUGAGAGCAUGCAAGGUUUACCUUUGAGUCAUUCAACGAUAAACUUGCACAUUGUUGGGGCAAGGCUAAACUUUUUUUCUCGUGCUGCUGAGCGUCGUGAACUCCAGCCGGCUCGGCUCUCCCCAGCAGCAAGCUCCAGAGGAUCACUGCGGGCAUGCCGUAGCCUCUGCGGCAGCAAUGCAGAGGCACCCCAGUGGGACCUGAGUGCGUCUUUAGCCUCGUCCUGAGAAGAUGGGAGGUCCCUGGAGGAGCAAGGUCCUUCUCGCCACUCCUUGGAGCUUCUUCCCCUGCAUCACAUCGCUACAUGACUGCUUAAAUUGCACAGCCCAAACGUGAAGUGGAAGGGGAAGGACUUGUUUGAUUUAGUGUGCAGGACGCUGGGACUCCGGGAAACCUGGUUCUUUGGCCUUCAGUACACCAUCAAGGACACGGUGGCUUGGCUCAAAAUGGACAAGAAGGUGCUGGAUCAUGAUGUUCCCACCGAGGAGCCAGUCACCUUUCACUUCCUGGCCAAGUUUUAUCCUGAGAAUGCGGAGGAGGAGCUGGUCCAGGAGAUCACCCAGCACUUGUUCUUCCUGCAGGUAAAGAAGCAGAUUUUGGAUGAGAAGAUCUAUUGCCCUCCUGAGGCUUCAGUGCUCCUGGCUUCCUAUGCUGUCCAAGCCAAGUACGGCGACUACGACCCCAACGUGCACAAGCGAGGCUUCCUGGCACAGGAGGAGCUGCUGCCGAAGAGGGUGAUAAACCUCUACCAGAUGACUCCGGAGAUGUGGGAAGAGCGAAUAACGGCCUGGUACGCCGAGCACCGCGGCAGAGCAAGAGAUGAAGCUGAAAUGGAGUAUUUGAAGAUAGCUCAGGACCUGGAGAUGUAUGGAGUGAACUAUUUUGCAAUUAGGAAUAAAAAGGGCACUGAACUGCUGCUUGGAGUUGAUGCCUUGGGUCUUCACAUUUACGACCCAGACAACAGGCUGACCCCCAAAAUCUCCUUCCCCUGGAACGAGAUCCGGAAUAUUUCCUACAGUGAUAAAGAGUUUACAAUUAAGCCGUUGGACAAAAAGAUCGAUGUUUUUAAAUUCAAUUCAUCAAAGCUGCGUGUGAAUAAGCUGAUUCUCCAGCUGUGUAUUGGGAAUCACGAUCUCUUCAUGAGGAGGAGAAAGGCAGACUCGCUGGAGGUGCAGCAGAUGAAGGCGCAAGCCAGGGAGGAGAAAGCCAGGAAGCAGAUGGAACGGCAGCGCCUGGCCCGAGAGAAGCAAAUGAGGGAAGAAGCUGAGCGGACGAGGGAUGAGCUGGAGAGAAGACUGAUGCAGUUAAAGGAGGAGGCAACAAUGGCCAACGAGGCUCUGAUGAGGUCUGAAGAGACAGCAGACUUGCUGGCUGAGAAGGCCCAGAUCACAGAGGAGGAGGCCAAGCUCCUGGCUCAGAAAGCAGCCGAGGCCGAGCAGGAGAUGCAGCGAAUCAAAGCCACAGCCAUCCGGACGGAGGAGGAGAAACGGCUGAUGGAGCAGAAGGUGCUGGAGGCAGAGAUGUUGGCACUGAAAAUGGCCGAGGAGUCUGAGCGGAGGGCGAAGGAGGCUGAUCAGCUAAAGCAAGACCUUCAGGAAGCUCGAGAGUCUGAGCGGAGGGCAAAGCAGAAGCUUCUGGAGAUCACCAGCAAGUCCUCGUACACACAGUCUGUGAACUCCAGUACGACAGCGCUGCCCACUGACCUGCCGAGCUUCAACCUCAUCAGUGAGAGCCUCUCCUUUGACUUCAAGGAUACAGACAUGAAGAGGCUUUCGAUGGAAAUCGAGAAGGAGAAGGUCGAGUACAUGGAGAAAAGCAAACAUCUGCAAGAGCAACUGAAUGAGCUGAAGACAGAGAUCGAAGCACUGAAGCUGAAGGAGAGAGAGACGGCGCUGGAUAUAUUGCACAACGAGAACACCAGCCGAGGCAACAGCAAGCACAACACUAUUAAAAAGCUCACCCUGCAGAGCACCCAGUCCCGCGUGGCCUUCUUCGAGGAGCUCUAGGACCCGCCGCUACCGAGGACACGCAUGCGGGGGCCGCUCCCGGACGCCGCCGGACCAGCGCCAGCUCCGGGCUCACCCAUCCUCCUCCCUGCCCUGUGCACCCUCGGGUUUUUUUUCCUCAUUUCCUUGCCUUUCUUUUUUUUUUGUUUUCUUGCAUGGUUUUUUUUUUUGUUGAGCCCUCCGGGCUUUUGCAGGCCGGCGGCUGGGGGAUGCUGGAGCUGUCGCGUCUUCCUCCUCUUCCUCCUGCUCCUCGCUCCGCCAGCCCCAGGGGCCAGCGAACGGGAGACCAGCCCAUGCCAACCCCAUGCAAUCAUUUUUUUCCCUGCAAACUGUGACAAAGCUGAGGGCGACUUGGGGCCGGGCUCCAAGCGGCGGCCGGCGCCAGGGUAAAGCCCCUCAGCGGCUCCCAAAUCCGGCCCUUGGGGGCAGUGGGGGGGCUCGGCGCCGCGGCCCGGCGUUCGGCACGGCCCCCGGCCCUUUUAUUUAAACACUCGCUGCCUUGUCUCGCCUCCCCCCGCGAAACCCAUUGCCGCGGUCGGGGCGGAUUCGAAGCCUUUUUUUCUAUUCCCGGGGAUCGUUGUACUCGAGAAAUAGCGGGUUUUGGCCUUGGUUUUAAUAAAAAUUCAAUGCACUAGGAGGGGUCGCUGA
Messenger RNA from Dromaius novaehollandiae (emu), 2760 nucleotides. RefSeq names its product NF2, moesin-ezrin-radixin like (MERLIN) tumor suppressor (gene NF2). Lineage: Eukaryota; Metazoa; Chordata; Aves; Casuariiformes; Dromaiidae. Gene Ontology annotation, cellular component: apical part of cell; filopodium; adherens junction. Gene Ontology annotation, molecular function: actin binding; integrin binding. The transcript has 16 exons. Gene Ontology annotation, biological process: regulation of hippo signaling; positive regulation of protein localization to early endosome; positive regulation of early endosome to late endosome transport. The record is from RefSeq and is a predicted model, not a curated record. Bases 553 to 2112 code for a protein of 519 amino acids.